AAUACCUCUUAUUAACAGCUUGUUUUCAUAUUAAUCGUGAUUCAUACGUAAUUUUGUUUUUGUCUAUAAUUUUGAUAGAUAAAUUUCUGCAUAUUUCACCAGUAAUAAUGACCAUGUAUAAUUAUUUAGAUUAUAAAAAUUGACAGAAGUCAUCAGCCAAUCAAAUUAAGCGUUACAUUCACAAGGAACCAACAUGGCAGAUGUUGCCUUGAAAAACGAAGGCUGGUAUUUGUCAGCUGAUGGUAUCGCUGAGUGCUCAGAAGAUGGAAGGACAGGCAUACAAGACAUAAUCAAAGCUGCUCUAGAUAGUGAUUUCAAGUUGAUUGGGGGCAAAAGUCUCUCAGAGGGCGUCAAAUCUGGAAAAGAAAGUCUUCAAGGUACAUAUGUAGUUCAAGUCCAGAAAGUUCGCAAUGUAUCUGCCCCUAAGGACAAUGAAGAGUCUAAUGCAGCGCCACCUUUACUUCGUGUAACGUUUACAGAUGGCUACACUAACCUUAAUGGCCUUGUUAUGGAGACUAUAUCUCAACUAGGACUGAAUACUCCACCAGGCACAAAGUUAAAGCUGACUGGAAAGAUCCCUAGUGUAGCUGGCUUCUUACAGUUGAGGCCUGCUAAUGUAAAGGUGCUGGGAGGCAGGGUUGAUAAGCUAGUGGAUAACUGGGAGCUCAAGAGGACAUUAGCUAAACAAACCCGCACAGUGACGGGAAGUGAUGGGGGACCUCCACCAUGGGUCGAGUUUGGUAAAAGAAUUGCUGCUGAACAUGAAGCCCCCCGGGGCAGAGAUACAUUCAAGUCUUUAGAGGCCAACAAAGUUAAAAAAUCAGAUGGAGAGUUUGAGGCUCAAAGAAAAGCUCAGAUUGCUGAAAUUGCCAAAUCAAAAGAUGGGACUGGAGGUGGGAAAAACUUUGGUCCAGGGACAAAGCAGGAUAAAGAAAUAGCUAGAAUCAUGGAGAUGGGGUUUACUUUAGAACAGGCCACAAUUGCUUUAAGACAAUCGAAUAAUAAUGUUAAUGAUGCUAUUACAAUGCUAGUUAACCCCCAAUCAUUUAGAGGGGGAUAUGAAAACCAGGGGGGACAUGAUAACCAAAACAGAGGUGGAUAUGAUAACAGGGGAGGUGGAUAUGAUAAUAGAGGAGCUGGGGAUAGAUAUCAAGAUAGAGGAGAAAGACCUGAGCGAUAUCAAAACAACAGACCUGAUCGAAAUUCUUCACGGCAGAAUGAGAGGCCGCCACAGGAGCGGGAACGCAACAGUUACCAGGGAAAAUCAGAGGAACGGCUUUCCAGACCCGGUGAAAAUGAACGUCGUGAUGUGGAGCGGCGUGACACAGAUCGCAUUUCAGAUGAUGGUCGGGGACGUGGUAAACCCAUAGAAAAAUCAGAGAGGCCUGACAGAGGAGGCCGGGGUAGGCGAGGUCGAGAUGAAAAUGAAGGAGACGAUUAUGGGCCGCCAAGCAAGCCAUCUGCUCCUGCAACACUUUUCGACUUUCUGGUAAAGAAAACCAACAUAGAAGUCAAAGAAGACAAAUCUGAUUCAUCAUCAGAGAAAGGACGUGAUGAAAAGCGCCCUCUAUAUAAUGACCAGUCUCGCAAACCGUCCAACCUCCCACCACGGCUACAACACAAAGACAUUAAGAAAGAAAUUCAAUUAAAUAAUGAAAUGAAAGAGCGGGAGCGACGACCUCCAGGUCCUCCUCAAUCAAGAUCUAUGAACAAUUACGAUCCUAGACAAAAAGCUAUGAUGGAUCGGCCUCAGAGGAGGAGUGAGGAACGGCAGAUGGGAGGUCGGCCCAGGUAUGACCAGGGUCCACCCCCUAGGGGUAGAGGCGGGGAGCCAGGGUACUACAGAAGGGGGGAGAGACAGGGAGGAUAUAAUGAUGAAAACAGGGGUAGAGGACGCAACAAUACAAUGGUUAUAUCAAAUAGUCAUUACAACAACAACAAUCAGACUCAGAACUAUCCACCAAAUUAUAGCGGCCCACAUCGGGGCUAUCGGGAAAAUUAUAGGGAAAAUACUAGAUAUGAAAAUAAAGCCAGUGAAGACAAUAGACAACAAAAUUAUAGGGAUAAAAAUAGUAGAAAUCCAGAUAGGGGCAAAUAUCAAGGAGACACUGCUACUGAAGAAACCACUUCACAGGUGGAGCCACAGGUCACAGAAACUGAACAACAACAGCAAAUGGUUGCCACAACUACACAACAUGAGUUAAACAAUCAGCAGCAAGUGCCCCCAGGUCAACAGGUCACAUCUCAGAUGCAGCAAAUGACCUUAGAUCAAGGUGAAGGACAGAGUGAAGUAACAGUUACACAAGUGCAACAGAUGAGCACUGUUCCUGCAGUAAACCAACCUUCAAGCCAAGUACAAGAGACCUCCAUGUCACAGGAAAUUGUCAUGUCUCAGAACAGUCAGACUAGUCAGGUUUAUGCUCAGCCAGCUUACAGCCAAGAAGGACAUCCCCCAGGGUUCCAAGUGCAGAUGUUUCAGCAACCUCAGCAAUAUCCAGCCACAGCAGGUUACAUUACCCAAGAUGCAUUGCAACAGGGUCAGGUUGCCUAUAACCAAGGAGGCAACCAAAUAAUCUAUGGAGGACAAACCUAUCAACAAAUACAGAUUUACAAUGGAACCCCAUCUUACCCACAAGUCCCAGGUUACCCUGUGCCACAGGAGGGUGCCAUGGUGGCAACAAGUUCAGGAGUAAUCGACACAAAUGGUACCAUGCAGUAUCAGUCUCCGGAGAAUGGUGCCAUACAAUAUGUUCAGAUACAGCCAGAGAAAAAUGGCAUAUCUAUUUCUCCAGAGGAGCACAAAGCUUUCUUGAAGAAACUCCAAGUUGGCGACUUUGUGUCUGCAAAGUAUUACGAUGAUCAGGAGUUCUAUCGUGCUACAAUCCAUCAGUUAGGUCCAGAUGGUGUAACAGCAUUUGUCACCUACACAGACUAUGGCAACACUGAACAGAUAGCAAUAGAAGAUAUACAUCCCCUCACCAAACAGGAUAUGGCACAAAUGCAAGUUCAAAUGCAGCAAGUGUAUGUGCAACCACAAGUUUCCCUUCAAACAAUGCAACCUGGUGUCACAGCCCAGUACAUGAAUGUACAACAGUCUUAUCCUGGAUACCAGCAGCAAGGAGCAUCUAUACCAGCAGCAAAUAUGGCAGCUCCUAAUAUGGCAGCUCCAAAUAUGGCAAACCCAAAUAUAGUACCCCAAAAUGUGGUAGCUGGUCAAACCAUUGAAUUCCGACGAGGAGGAAAUGGGCAGUCUUUUCAGAAUUCCCGCCCUAAUGACAGGCGCAUCAACAAAGGACAGACUCUUUAUCAACCUGGCCCUUACAAAAGUAAUUAAUGAUUUGAAACUGUUACACAAAUAUUGGGAGCUCUUUAAAAUUGGAAAUUUCAAUUCCGGAGCUAUCAAUAUUUUUGGAACAGUUAUUUUUUAUUUCGAUUUUAGUGGUCUUUUUUCUUUGAGUGCCUGUGGAAUUCAUGCUAUUUCUAAAGGUGCUUGGCUACACACAAGUUGUGUACCUAGGGGGAUAAUGGUUGUUAGGGAAAUGUAAUGUUGCUAAGCAGUUACUUGGCACAAGGGUUGCUAGGGAUACAAGUGGGUUAUAAGGUGCAACAUACAAUUGCUUGGGCAAUGUCUGUUAUAUCCUAUAGUAGGGGAAUCAGGAUAAUAUCAGGGGUUAAUUGAUUGGUCGUCAGGGGGCAACAAUGGUUGCUAUGGUAACAAUCAUGCUACAUUAUUGGCAUUAUUUUAUAGUAAUGUAACACAGGUUGCUAAGUAUAAAUCCUAUAUCAAGCGUGGAACGGCCAAUUCAAAAAUGAAACCAAAUAAUAUUUUUUGACAAAAUGUUCAAUGUGUACAGAGAUGUUAUUUACAUGUUAAUUGUAACUAGAUCAUGUACUUAAUUCC
Molecule: messenger RNA, 3901 nt
Organism: Owenia fusiformis
Lineage: Eukaryota; Metazoa; Annelida; Polychaeta; Sabellida; Oweniidae
Source: the annotation of a GenBank genome assembly